Messenger RNA from Aptenodytes forsteri (emperor penguin), 1558 nucleotides. It is a transcript of the gene BFSP2, whose product is annotated as beaded filament structural protein 2. The transcript is spliced from 7 exons. Gene Ontology annotation, molecular function: structural molecule activity. Lineage: Eukaryota; Metazoa; Chordata; Aves; Sphenisciformes; Spheniscidae. Gene Ontology annotation, cellular component: intermediate filament. Gene Ontology annotation, biological process: intermediate filament organization. The coding region runs from base 98 to 1312 and encodes 404 amino acids. The record is from RefSeq and is a predicted model, not a curated record.
GCAAGCCCCAACCUGCUGGGCUCGGCACAUCCCUCCCGCCAGUGCGGGGCAAGGCGGCCGGGCUGAGAGGCGGUGCUCGGUGGGCUGGAGCAGCAGCAUGCCUUUGCCGAGGCGCCGGUCGUCCUUCUUGGGGCAGCAGCCCUCUUCCUCCGCGGCCGAGAGCUCGGGGGCCCCCGGCCGCCGGGUGAGCAUCGGGGGCGGAGGAGCCCUGUCAAGACCCCCUGGCGUCUACGUGGGCACCGUCCCCACUGGUGGCGUGAGCAGCUUGGGCACCCGAGUGUCCCGCAGAGCCCUGGGCAUCAGCAGCGUCUUCCUCCAGGGUCUGCGCAGCUCCUCCACCACUGUGCCCCUUGCCCCGGGGCUGGAGAAGGGCAGGGGUCUCUCCUAUGAGAGCCUGAAUGUCUGCUUGGUGGAGUACAUCGAGAAGGUGCGAGCUCUCGAGCAGGUCAACCAGGAGCUGGAGGAGCACAUCAGAGUCUACCUGGACAAGAAAGCGGCCAGUGUGAGCAGCUGGGGAGCACUGCGGGAGAACUGGGAGGCGAUUUACCAUCAGGUGAGCGAAGCAGUCCUUGAAAAUGCUCGUCUUAUGCUGCACACCGAGAACAUUCAAGCCUGUGCUGAAGAUUUUAAAGACAGGUACGAAAAUGAGCAGCCAUUCAGAAAGGCAGUGGAAGAUGAAAUUAAUUCCCUGUAUAAAGUGAUUGAUGAUGCUCAUUUAACUAAAAUGGAUCUGGAGAGUCAGAAAGAGAGCAUGAAAGAAGAACUAACUUUGCUGUCAAAGAAUCACGAAGACGAUGUGAAGGUGUUAUACAAGCAGCUUGCUGGAUCUCAGCUGGAAGAACUUGAUGUUCCCCUGGGAAGUGGCCUGGACGACAUACUGGAAAAAAUCAGAAUCCACUGGGAGAGAGACAUUGAAAAGAAUCGUGCUGAGACAGGUGCCCUGCUCCGUACCAAGCAACAGGCUGAAACGAUGGCUGCUGUGCGAACGCAGGAGGAAGAGCUGGUGGAGUGCCUCAGGACGGAGUUCCAUGAAACCGCCUGCAAAAUACAGAGCUUGCAAGCAGAAACCGAAUCUUUGAGAACCUUGAAGAGGGGUCUGGAGAACUCUUUAUACGACGCCAAGCACUGGCACGAUAUCGAACUGCAGAACCUAGGCUCUGUCAUUUCCAAGCUGGAGGCAGAGAUGGGAGAAAUCAAAGUAGAAACCGAGCAGCAACAGCGGGAUCGUGACAAUCUGCUGAUCAGCAAACAACAGCUGGAGAAAGACAUUGCUGCAUAUCACUGCCUUCUGGAUGGAGAACAAAGCAGCUGAUUAUGAAACUCCCAGCCCACAGAAGACCAUUGCAAUUAAAGCAAAAGAAGAUGUCACUGCCAAUUAUGUUCAUGAAAGCUAAAAACCCAUCAAAGCAGCCUGCUUUAUUCAGUUUGAUUCAACAAUCGAAGUAGGUUGUAGCUUGAACAACUUUAUUAGACCCUCCUCAUGUAAUUGCUUUGCUUACAGAUUUCAAUUUACUCAUGUUGUUAAAAUUAUAAUAAAAAUAAAGAAUAUCAGGUUUUU